AUGCCUAGCAAAUUAAGGAAGGCUAUCGGUGCUGUGAAAGACAAAACCAGCAUUAGCCUUGCCAAGGUUUCUACCGCCAAUGCAUCAAACCUUGAAGUUGUAAUUCUCAAGGCCACCAGACACGAUGACGUCCCCAUUGAUGAACGUUAUGUUAACGAAGUGCUCAACCUGAUCUCCUCCAACAAAAUUUAUGCAGCCUCCUCUGCUCAAGCUAUUGCCAAAAGAAUAGGCAAGACACGAAAUUGGAUCGUUGCUCUUAAGUCUCUCAUGCUUGUUCUCCGAAUUUUCCAAGACGGUGAUCCCUACUUCCCUAAAGAGGUUCUUAUUGCAAUGAAGCGUGGGGCAAAAGUUCUCAACAUUUCCAACUUUCGAGAUGACUCCAAAUCAAAACCAUGGGAUUACACUGCCUUUGUUAGGACAUUUGCUCUAUAUCUUGACGAGCGGUUGGGUUGCUUUCUCACCGGAAAACUUCAAAGAAGAUUUACUAACCGGGAACGGGAAAAUAGCCAUCCAAGAAGCAGACGUGCCAACGAAUCAGUUUCUGAAAUGAAACCGGCAAUGUUGCUGGAUAAACUCUCUUACUGGCAAAAACUGCUUGAUAGAGCAGUUGCAACAAGACCAGCGGGUGCAGCCAAGACAAACAGAUUGGUGCAAGUUUCUUUGUAUGCCAUUGUACAAGAGAGUUUUGAUCUCUAUCGUGAUAUUUCUGAUGGACUUGCGCUUCUUCUAGAUAGUUUCUUUCAGUUACAACCUCAUUAUUGUGUUACUGCCUUCCAAACUUGUGUCAAGGCCUCAAAACAAUUUGAAGAGCUAUGCUCCUUUUAUGAUUUGUGUAAAAGCCUAGGGGUCGGACGAGCUUCUGAGUACCCAUGUGUGCAGAAGAUAUCAAAAGAUCUUAUAGAAACAUUACAAGAAUUCUUAAGAGAUCAAUCUUCUAUCCCUACAAAUGGUAGAUCACCAGUACAUUUGCUCCUUCCAGCACCAUCAAAUGACGAUGCUUCUCCAAGCAUUGAUAGUUAUGGCAGGUGUGACGAAUCUUCAGAACCAAAUGAGAGAUUUUCAGAGAGAGGAUCUGAAUUUGGCUCACAAUGUACCUCACUGGAGGAUCUCAUGAGUGUAACGGACAUGGGAUCAAGCCCACCUAUGAUGUCUAUGGAUCAUUACUUGGAGCUGUUUGAGAAACGAUCUCUUGAAGACAUCCUUUGUACUGCUGAUUCUAAUUCGAUUCAUUCAUUCACCAUUGAUCAAGGAACGUUAAGUGGGGCAAAUAGUAUUUUAGAUCUUGUAUCUUUGGAUGGCUGGCCACCAGAAGACCAACAGCAAGAGCAAGAACAAGGACAGCGAACCUCAGCCUCGGCAUUGGACUCCAGCACCGAUCAAAGUCAUGAUCACCAAUACAAUCCAUUUCUUCAAGAUACAACUGAAAUACCAGCAAUUGUUGCUCCCACAGACAGCCAAGCAGUAUGUCCUGUGAAUGAUAUGCUUUCAAUGGCCCCUACAUUUCAGGCCACCCCAACCUUCAGCGUGCAGAAAUCUGAUACAGCAGCAGGAUUACACAACGAAGACGAUCCGUUUCCAUAAUGCCUUGCCAAAAUGGCUGCUGGACAUAAAUCCAAUGGUUCCAUGGAUCAACAAAUUAUGUUGCAACAACAGCAAUUGUGGCUGCAGCAGCAGGACAGGAUUAUAGCGAAGAAAAUGUCAUAUAUUUGA
Messenger RNA from Populus nigra (black poplar), 1710 nucleotides. Its product is annotated as clathrin coat assembly protein AP180-like. Gene Ontology annotation, molecular function: 1-phosphatidylinositol binding; SNARE binding; phosphatidylinositol-4,5-bisphosphate binding. Gene Ontology annotation, biological process: clathrin coat assembly; vesicle budding from membrane; clathrin-dependent endocytosis. Gene Ontology annotation, cellular component: clathrin-coated pit; clathrin-coated vesicle. The record is from RefSeq and is a predicted model, not a curated record. The transcript is spliced from 2 exons. NCBI's taxonomy places the organism in Eukaryota, Viridiplantae, Streptophyta, Magnoliopsida, Malpighiales, Salicaceae.